This is a messenger RNA of Eublepharis macularius, 1794 nucleotides long. RefSeq names its product THAP domain containing 5 (gene THAP5). The record is from RefSeq and is a predicted model, not a curated record. The transcript has 3 exons. Lineage: Eukaryota; Metazoa; Chordata; Lepidosauria; Squamata; Eublepharidae. Gene Ontology annotation, cellular component: nucleus. The coding region runs from base 30 to 1331 and encodes 433 amino acids.
GAUCGCCAGCCGCGGAGGGCGUCCCUGCUAUGCCUCGUUACUGCGCGGCCACCUGGUGCAGGAACCGAGCCGGGCAGAGCAGCCGAGACCAGCGCAAGCUGAGCUUUUACCCAUUUCCUCUCCAUGAUAAAGAAAGAUUGGAAAAAUGGUUACGGAAUAUGAAACGAGACACUUGGAUUCCCAGCAAGCACCAGGUCCUCUGCAGUGACCAUUUCACACCAGACUCCCUUGAUGUGCGGUGGGGUAUUCGAUAUUUGAAAACAACUGCAGUGCCAACUAUUUUUUCAGCGCCUGAUAAUCAGGAAAAAGGAAAUUCCCCCAAAAAUGCACAUGAAAAAGGAACAGAAGACAUAAAAGAAAACAGCUCAAUGGGUACAGCAACUACUACAUCUAAACUUUCUUCACCAAGGAGGAAUAAUAUAAUUGAAGAAAGGCUUUAUAGGAGAGCACUUUGCACAACUUCAAGCAACUCUUCAGAACAGAAAGCACUAAUUCAGAAUGCAGUAAAAUCUGAAGACAUCAUUAUAUAUUCUGACAAUUCCGUGAGGCAGACUCUUGAGCAAACAAGACCUGUAGUAGUAACAACUGACAUACAGACUGUAGCAGCCAGAGAUUACAGUGCCCUGGAAAACAAGAGAUUUAACAACACUGUAGAGCAUCUCCUUUGCAGUACAACCAGAGUUUUGCAAGGUUCAGUUCACAGUCUUCGUUCAUGUCUUGAAUGCGUCUCAGACCCUAAAGCUUCAGUUUUGCAGCCUGCAGAUUUUGAGCACUUGGAUCCAUCUCUGGAAUUUAGUAAUGUGACUGUACCGAUUAACACCCUUCCGCCAGGUCAACUGGAGUCUCACAUGACACACUGCAUGGUGGAAGUCAAACCAUCUAGUGAAAACUCAGUCGUGUUCCACACUGUGUCGCAAGCUUUAGAACAAUUUAGCAGCGAUAAAGAGUCUGCUAUCACCAUUAUAGUUCCUUCAAAAGAUUCAAAAACCCCUUUGUUGUUGGAGGGCUCAAUUGUGCCAGAGGACCAGGAAUUGACUGACAUUGAAGAUGGUGCAUCUACAUGUAUCACCAGUUACAGUGGUACUGAAGUGCUACAAAUGGAGCAUUCAUAUUGUAGGCAGGACAUAGACAGGGAGCAACUCUGGCAAAAAAUUACAAAGCUGCACUCAAAAAUAGCACUUUUAGAAGUACAGGAACGAAAAACUUUGGGCAGACUCAAAUCUCUAGAAACACUUAUUGCCAAGCUGAAGCAAGAAAAUCUGCUUUCUGAAGAAAAACUCAAGAUUGUUGAAAACUGUUUCACAACAUUUGAAGUGACUAUGAUACAAUAAAAGCUUUAAAGUGUUGGUUUCAACUACUUUGCAGUUCUCAGAGGAUUCCCUCAUUUUGCUUGAUUUUUUAAAAAUCAGAAUGGAAACAAAUUGCAGAAAAUGUGCGCUGGAGAAAAGAACACUUACCCUACCAUGGUAGAAACAUUAUCCAGAUUCCUGGGCAAUGUUUCAAAAUCAGGUGCGUGGUUCUAAGAUAAGCCCAGCUUGUAAAUCCUUAUCAAGUUUGUAGAUCAUUAUCAAGCUUAUCAAGCUUGAAUAAGGCUAAGAGAGCAGCUUUGAAAAAAUGAAAAGGAUGAGUUCUAUUAUCCCACAAAAGGUGCAGGCGGCUGUUUCACCAUUAGUUUCAGAAAAGUACUUGUAGUUCUGAAAAUCCUAUUUCAAUUUUGUCUUUUUCUUAGUAUUUGCUACACUUUUUAAAUGUAAGACAUAUUUAAUAAAGGAAAAUGUCCUUUUUCCUCUGUAA